CGAAGUAACAAAACACACUUUCAUUGGCUGUCUAGACUCCCACGAGGGGUCGCAUGCAAAAGAUUUGCGAAAGGGUUUAUUGUUUCUUUGCUUUCGGGAGCCGAAAUUGUUUGCUAUCGUCUCAGUUCUACAAUCAAAUAACGAUACGGAAAAAUGGCUGGUGGCAAGGCAGGAAAAGACAGUGGCAAAGCCAAGGCAAAAGCAGUGUCUCGCUCCCAGAGGGCUGGGCUGCAGUUCCCAGUGGGUCGUAUCCACAGGCACUUAAAGACUCGCACAACCAGCCAUGGUCGCGUAGGAGCCACAGCAGCUGUGUACAGUGCAGCUAUCCUUGAGUACCUCACCGCUGAAGUACUAGAGUUGGCAGGCAAUGCCUCCAAAGACUUGAAGGUGAAGCGUAUCACUCCCCGUCACUUGCAGCUGGCCAUUCGUGGUGACGAAGAGUUGGACUCCCUUAUCAAGGCAACAAUUGCUGGAGGAGGUGUCAUUCCCCACAUCCACAAAUCCCUCAUUGGGAAGAAGGGCCAGCAGAAGACUGCAUAGAUGGCAUGUUGACCAGAAAAUUCGGGGCUUGGGCUUUGAUAGGACCAGAAGUUCACAUUUGUUCUUUUUUUAUUAUUAAUAUUAUAGCAAACGAAGAGUGAUUGUUAGGAUUUGUGUUGUAAUAUUUUCCCAUAACUAGAAAAAAAGUACAGAAAACCCCUUAAUGACAAAAACCCCUUUGUAUGUUAUUGUAGAACGUUUGACUGGGGAGUUCAUUAUUAUUUCAAAUGGUGACAGUGAAUUCGUUUGAUUGGCCUGGCACUCUGUAAUGUUUUAUACUGAAAAAAGAAAUUGUUAAAACCGUUUUUUAUAUAAAAAAAACUUGUUUUGUGGUUAUUUUCUUGAAGUUACAAUAUUUACUAAAGUACACAUUUUUAAGGGGAUGUUUUCUUUUGUGAAGCAAAUUGGGUAACUGCUAAAUGUGAGAUGGUGCUUUUCCCCCUUUUGACUUGAUAUAUUUUUUGAUUCAUAAGGAUAGUGAUGUAUUAAAAGUCGUUCAUUUUUUUUUUUUUUUUUACAUCAAAAAUGAAUAAUCAUUGAAAAGAACUUAUUGCAAUCGUCUGCUACAGUGUUUUGUGUUUGUGGCACUUCAACAAAUGUAUUAACCUUGAAAUGAAGUGUGAUCCUUGGCUGCUGUAAUCAGGGGACUGAGCCUGCAGUUUCUGCCUCACUAGAGCCAUCUGUCAAGUCCAUAUCGCCACUAUAGAGUUGGCACCCUGAUAUUUGGAGAAGAUGGGUAGAACCAUAUCCAUGCUUUAAAAAUGUAUCCACAGUACCUAAAUGUAUGCACAAACUGAAAUGUUCCGCCCUUAACUACAUUACAUUUUUCAAGUAAAGUCAGAUUUUUAUUUUAAACUGUGUUCAGGGAAAUAACAUAUUUUAUCUUUGAAUAAAUACCCAUUGCAUGUUA
Messenger RNA from Cottoperca gobio, 1450 nucleotides. RefSeq names its product H2A.Z variant histone 2a (gene h2az2a). The record is from RefSeq and is a predicted model, not a curated record. Gene Ontology annotation, cellular component: nucleosome. NCBI's taxonomy places the organism in Eukaryota, Metazoa, Chordata, Actinopteri, Perciformes, Bovichtidae. The transcript has 5 exons. Gene Ontology annotation, molecular function: structural constituent of chromatin; DNA binding; protein heterodimerization activity. Bases 154 to 540 code for a protein of 128 amino acids.